Arachis ipaensis is the source of this 528-nucleotide messenger RNA. The record is from RefSeq and is a predicted model, not a curated record. NCBI's taxonomy places the organism in Eukaryota, Viridiplantae, Streptophyta, Magnoliopsida, Fabales, Fabaceae.
AUGAACAUCGAUGACAAUAAAAACUUAAAGGAGUCUAUCGAAUAUGAUGAGCUGUGUUUUGGGUAUGAUAGUAGUUCUGAUAAGGAGGAGGAAGAUCUUAUCAAUAAUGAGGGUAAAUUUAGUGAAUCCAUGGAGGUGUCGAAUUGUAGCUAUAAAAUUCAAGAAGUUAAGAAGAAGUUAAACGAAUUAAGCUAUGAUGACAUAAAUUAUGCUAAAGUGCACGGUUUUGUUGCGAGACUUGACGAAAAAGGACAAGAUUUCAAUGGAAACCUUAAUAUGCGACAGAUGGUUUGUAACAGAGAGGGUACACGUAGAAAAAAGUACUUGGAGAUGGAGAACAGAAAAGAGGAUCACAAGCCAAUCACACGUAUAAUGUGUCAAGCAAAGAUUAGAUUUCACUAUGACUUGAUUUUACAAAAGUGGCGGGUCACCAAAUUUGAAGAGACUCACAACCAUGACCUCAUCCCACCUAAGUAUAUCCAGUUUGUUCCGGCAUAUCGAACAAUGACUGACGCUGAUAAAGCAUAG